UAUCUGUAAAAGAAAACAAACCCAUUUUGCUUCUUUUUAUUCUGUGUUUAGAGAUCUGUCAAUCUUUGUUUCUUCUUCAGUUUUUCCUUUUCUGGGAAUCGUUGAUCCUGUCUCGGAGAUGGCGGAAACAGACCAUUGUUGCUCCACUCAGUUGAUUGAUGGAGAUGGAGAGUUCAAUGUGGUUGGACUCGACAACUUCAUUCGGACCACUAAGCCCUCUAACUGUGGCCUCUCUUACGCCGUCGUAGCUAUCAUGGGCCCCCAAAGUGGCGGGAAGAGCACCCUGUUAAAUCAUCUUUUCCAGACAAAUUUUAGGGAGAUGGAUGCAUUCAGAGGAAGAAUUUAAACUACGAAGGGUAUUUGGAUUGCAAACUGUGUUGGCAUAGAACCUUUCACGGUUGCCAUGGAUUUGGAAGGUACUGAUGGAAGAGAAAGAGGCGAGGAUGACACAACAUUUGAGAAACAAAGUGCCCUUUUUGCCUUGGCCGUUGCAGAUAUUGUUCUAAUUAACAUGUGGUGUCAUGAUAUUGGUCGGGAGCAGGCUGCCAACAAACCACUUUUGAAAACAGUUUUUCAGGUUAUGAUGAGAUUAUUUAGCCCCCGGAAAACAACACUGCUUUUUGUUAUACGUGAUAAAACAAAGACUCCUCUUGAAUAUUUGGAGCCUAUCCUUAGGGAAGAUAUUCAAAAGAUAUGGAAUGCAGUUCGUAAACCCGAGUCCCAUAAAGAUACCCCCCUCAGUGAAUUCUUUAAUGUGGAGGUCACUGCUUUAUCAAGCUUUGAAGAAAAAGAGGAUUUGUUCAAAGAGCAGGUUUCUGAACUAAGACAGCGCUUUUUCAACUCUAUUUCUCCGGGGGGACUUGCUGGUGAUAGACAGGGUGUUGUCCCUGCAUCUGGAUUCUCUUUUAGCGCACAGCAGAUAUGGAAAGUUAUAAAAGAGAACAAGGAUCUGGAUCUUCCUGCACACAAGGUAAUGGUUGCCACAGUUCGUUGUGAAGAGAUUGCAGAUGAGAAGCUCCAUCACUUGGCUUCUAAUGAGGAUUGGUUAGCAUUUGAAGAAGCUGUUCAGCGUGGACCAAUAUCUGGUUUUGGGAGCAAGCUGAGCUUUAUCCUAGAAACCUACUUUGCAGAAUAUGACAAGGAAGCUUUAUACUUUGAUCAAGGUGUAAGAAAUGCAAAACGGAAACAACUAGAAUCAAAAGCUUUAGAUUUUGUGCAUCCUGCUUAUCUUAACCUGUUGGGACAUUUACGCUUCAAAGCACUUGAAGAUUUCAAGUUAAGAUUGGAACAAAUGCUGAAUAAAGGAGAAGGAUUUGCUGUUUCUGCUCGUACAUGUACCCAGUCUUGUAUGCUUGAAUUUGACCAAGGAUAUGCAGAUGCUGCCAUCAAGCAGGCUAAUUGGGAUACUUCUAAAGUAAAGGAAAAACUUCGACGUGAUAUUGAUGCCCACACAUUAUCUGUACGAGAUGCAAAAUUGUUUGAGUUGAUGGUUAGCUAUGAGAAGCAACUUAGUAAAUCACUAUCUGAACCAGUGGAGUCUCUAUUUGAUGCUGCUGGAAGAGACACCUGGGCUUCAAUAAGAAAGCUUCUUACACGUGAGUCUGAGAUUGCCGUAUCAGAGUUUUCAGCUGCCAUUUCUGGUUUUGAGUUAGACCAAUCGACAGUUGAGAAAAUGCUGCAAGAUUUGAGGGAUUAUGCGAGAAAUGUGGUGGAGAAGAAAGCAAGAGAAGUAGCUGGAAAUGUUCUGAUCUGCAUGAAGGAUAGGUUCUCAACUGUCUUCAGUCAUGACAAUGAUUCAAUGCCAAGAGCUUGGACUGGAAAAGAAGACAUUAAGACAAUUACUAAGGAUGCUCGUACUGCGUCUCUGAGGUUCUUAUCUGUUAUGGCUUCCAUACGAUUGGACGAGAAACCGGAUGAAAUCGAAAACACACUGUUUUCAUCUCUUAUGGAAGAACCAAUGACUGCUGCAUCUUCAGUGGACAGAAGUAUAACAUCUUCAGACCCUCUUGCCUCUAGUUCCUGGGAGGAGGUUUCUCCAAAAAAUAUCCUGAUUACACCAGUUCAAUGCAAGUCAUUGUGGAGACAGUUUAAUGCAGAGACUGAGUAUACAGUUACUCAAGCAAUUUCAGCACAGGAGGCUUACAAGCAAAGUAACAACUGGUUACCUCCCCCGUGGGCAAUUAUGGCAAUGGUUGUCCUUGGCUUUAAUGAAUUUAUGCUCCUUUUAAGGAAUCCUCUCUAUCUCAUGGUUCUAUUUGUUGCAUAUUUACUCUCAAAAGCCAUGUGGGUUCAGAUGGAUAUCCCAGGGCAAUUUCAACAUGGCACUCUGGCUGGGCUAAUCUCUAUCUCGUCGAGGUUUCUUCCCACCGUCAUGAACCUUCUUAAGCGACUCGCGGAAGAGGCUCAAGGCCAUCAAACUCCCGAUGCUCCCAGGCAACAAUCGCCGCUGGCUUUUCAAAGUUUCAAGAAUCAAAAUAAUCUGAACCCAACAAGCACAAUUCCAGAGUCAUCUGUAUCAUCCAACAUUUCAACGUCUGAUGUUGGCAUCGAGUACUCGAGCCCUAACUUAACACACAAAAGAAGUACAUUAGUUCGAGAAGCACAGAUUUCUUAAUAAAAAGGUUAGCCAUGUAAAAUGUAUACCAAAACAGGUUAAGCUACUCCCUGAUC
Messenger RNA from Hibiscus syriacus, 2670 nucleotides. Its product is annotated as protein ROOT HAIR DEFECTIVE 3 homolog 2-like. The transcript is spliced from 22 exons. Lineage: Eukaryota; Viridiplantae; Streptophyta; Magnoliopsida; Malvales; Malvaceae. Gene Ontology annotation, molecular function: GTPase activity; GTP binding. Gene Ontology annotation, biological process: endoplasmic reticulum membrane fusion. The coding region runs from base 404 to 2614 and encodes 736 amino acids. Gene Ontology annotation, cellular component: endoplasmic reticulum. The record is from RefSeq and is a predicted model, not a curated record.